Trichogramma pretiosum is the source of this 3128-nucleotide messenger RNA. RefSeq names its product leishmanolysin-like peptidase (gene Invadolysin). Gene Ontology annotation, molecular function: metalloendopeptidase activity. Gene Ontology annotation, biological process: proteolysis; cell adhesion. Gene Ontology annotation, cellular component: cytoplasm; membrane. NCBI's taxonomy places the organism in Eukaryota, Metazoa, Arthropoda, Insecta, Hymenoptera, Trichogrammatidae. Bases 215 to 2290 code for a protein of 691 amino acids. The transcript is spliced from 14 exons. The record is from RefSeq and is a predicted model, not a curated record.
GGCAGGCAGACAGCAGUGGCAGCCGAGGCGCCGCCUAUUUAACAUGGGCAGAAAGUUUGCGCGUCGUCAGUACUGGUCAUGAUAUCGCGGCGCGUUGUUGUUGUUGUUGCUGCUGUUGCUGCUGUCGCUGGCGUGCUUUCCGCUGCAGCUGUCGAGCUAUUAUAAUAAUAAUUGUCGAGCGCGAGAGACGCUUAAAACCUAUUUACGGGGCAGGAUGACGACGGCCAAGACCAAGGCACCGUUGUCAUCGGCCAGUGCUAAAACCUUGACGAACAUGUGGUGCUUUUUAGUUGUAAUAUCGUUGAUCGUCGUGUCGUCCGAUGCUGACAGCGGCAGCUUCAUCGACGAUCAUCAUCGCCACUGCAGUCAUCGACAUCCACGUGCACACGAGGUCGUUCACGGUGUUCACGUAGAACCAGCCCACAUAGUAAAAAAGCGUAGUAUCAACCAGCAGCUACGGAUCCUACUUCACUACGACGACAGUGUUUACAGAUUGGACGACCGUAAAUUCGAGCUGAUUAACAACACAAUUCUGCCCGAAGCUGUACAUUUUUGGGAGCGAGCUCUAAUGGUACGGGAAACAAGAGGAACCAUACGUCUGAACCGAAAAUGCGAGAGCACCCAAGUGUUCGUGAAGGACAACCUCACCCACUGCAUCGACACUUGCAAAUCUGAGACUAUGUGCGGGGAGGUCGUCGUACCCGAGGAACAUCUCGACGCUUGCCGAAUUUGCAACAAAGCCGGAUUGAACUGUCGCGUGGAACCGGGCAGCGUACCGGGUAGCGGCAUCGACGGCGCCGACUUCGUCUUUUACGUCUCGGCAAUGUCGACCGAACGCUGCAAGAAAGGCCUGACCGUGGCUUACGCCGCUCACUGCCAGCAAGAGGCCGCACUCGAUCGGCCCAUAGCCGGACACGCCAAUCUCUGUCCCGAGAGCAUAAGCACCAAAUCGCAGGAGCUGGAGACUCUGCUGAGCACGGUGAAGCACGAGAUUCUUCACGCUCUUGGCUUUUCCGUGAGCCUGUACGCGUUCUAUCGGGACGACAAGGGUGAGCCGCGUACCAGAAGAACCGAGACCGGCAAGCCGCCUCUCAACAAAACGCUGCAAACGCACCAAUGGAGCGAGUCGACGAUCCGCACGGUGAUCAGGCACAGUUGGCAGGUGCACGGGGGCAGCGUGAGGCGCGAGAUGCAGAUGGUCGUGACGCCGCGGGUGACGGCCGAGGUGCGCGCCCACUUCGGCUGCCAGGACCUGGAGGGCGCCGAGCUCGAGGACCAAGGCGAGGACGGCACCGCCCUCACCCACUGGGAGAAGCGGGUCUUCGAGAACGAGGCCAUGACCGGCACCCACACCCAGAACCCCGUCUACUCGCGCAUCACCCUGGCCCUCAUGGAGGACACGGGCUGGUACAGCGCCAAUUACUCCAUGGCCCAGGAGCUCGGCUGGGGCCGCGGCUUGGGCUGCGACUUCGCCAUGAAGUCCUGCAAGGAGUGGAUCGUUACCAAAACCGCCAAAUCCUCGAAAGAUUACGAUAACGAUCCGCGCAAAUCCAUCCAUCCGUUCUGCAACAAAGUGAAACGGGACCCGCUGCAGACCGAGUGCACCGACGAUCGCAGCUCGGUGGCGCUCUGCAAUCUCGUGGAGCAUCCGACCCCUUUGCCGAAACAAUAUCAGAAUUUCGAUAGAAUACCGAACGUGCCUCGGGGUAAAGAGGAGUACUACGGUGGCUCGGUCUCCUUGGCCGAUUACUGCCCUUAUAAUCAAGAAUUUACAUGGCGUGCCAAUAACACCAUUGUCCGCGGCUCACACUGCCUUUACGAGGAUAAUAAUCCGCAUUCUAAAAAAAAUUUCGCCUUGGAAAAGUACGGGUCAAAUUCGCGAUGCUUCGACCACACGAACCAAAUGUGGGAGGAGCGCACCUGUAAGCAGGUGAGGCAGUGGCAGCACUGGGGCUCCGGCUGCUACAGGUACAAAUGCGAGGCUGGACGAUUGCAUAUCAUGGUCACGAAUUACACGUACACGUGUUACCACGCGGGACAGGAGAUCGCCAUCAGGAUAAUGCAGAACGAGUGGCUACAUAAGGGCGCGCUCAUAUGUCCACCUUGCCGUGACCUCUGCCAGGAGGAAUUCGCUCUUCGUGGCGAGCAUUGCAAGCCCGGUGACGAGCACCCGCCGGCCACCUUUUACCAUCGAGACAAGCUCGACUGCAAUAACGCGGCCCGCAGCAAAGCUCCCAGUCUGGCCUUUCUUUUCGUCGUGCUCCUUCCUGCCUUGUUUCAUCUCAGGUGAUUUUGACACAUAGACAGGCUGUCGCUGCUCUCCUUUUUCUUGGAAUUACGGAUUCAAGAGCAAAGAUCGAUACUUUCCCACUGAAUGACUGCCUGACCAUGAAGAAUGUGCGAAUAGAACGAUAGUUGAUCAUUUUAAUUUCUGUGUGAAAUCGUCGUUCAAGUACGAGUCCUCUCGCUGUUCCAAUUUACAAGAGAUAUUGUGAUUAUUUUCUUAAUUAUAGUCCAGAGAGUCGCACUGUUUUACCGACUGAACUUAGCUGAUUUCGUAGGGUAUUUUCAUUAUCAGCGAUACUGUGCGCGUCUCAGUUAUUGAUAUUGAGCUACGCUUUGCCGGCAUUUUGUAAAAAUAUUCGAAUAAUUUUUCUUAUCCAUACAUGAAUGUGCUUCAAAGACUACUUUCGUGUCAAGAUGAACCUAUAAACAGUAUUGAAUCGCAUUCCAAUCGAAUGAAAUUUUUUAAAUGGUUCCCAGUUAUACAUUGCUGAUAUUUUUUAAAGGUUGAACAUAUUUGUGUCAGUACCAUUGCGUCUCUUUAUUUACUAUUAAACAUUCCUCAUAUCUUAAGGAUUAAGAAUUUAUAAUAAUUUAAUAAUGUAACUUUUAGAUAUCAUAUUUCGAGUUCUUGUUAUGCAUUAUUAUGUAUUGACGAGAUUUUUAAGGAAUGAUAAUGCGUUAGAUUGUUGCCAUUCAACUUUUAAUUAUAUAACUUGCAACUAAAUAAAUGAUUAAGUUGAACUAGACUUUCAUAUUAGCUAUAUCAAAUAAUGUUACAAUUUCAGAGGAAUUUUUUAUAAAUUAAAAUUAAUUAAGGUGCGUUUAAGUAAUGUUUUCUUUUU